Aethina tumida (small hive beetle) is the source of this 6288-nucleotide messenger RNA. RefSeq names its product transcription factor SPT20 homolog (gene Spt20). Gene Ontology annotation, cellular component: SAGA complex. The record is from RefSeq and is a predicted model, not a curated record. The coding region runs from base 460 to 3585 and encodes 1041 amino acids. The transcript is spliced from 16 exons. NCBI's taxonomy places the organism in Eukaryota, Metazoa, Arthropoda, Insecta, Coleoptera, Nitidulidae. Gene Ontology annotation, biological process: regulation of transcription by RNA polymerase II. Gene Ontology annotation, molecular function: transcription coregulator activity.
GUGGGAUUUCAAAGUCUUCCGCCAAAUCACCAAUGCAAUUGUUAUUGGUCACGUCAAAUUUACCGAUAGAGGUCCGUCAUGGCCCCCAGUAUGUUUGUAAACUGGGGUUUUCUAUAAUUUCAUCAAAAAACAAAAGUUUCAGCUUAUCAUUUAUUUAAUAACAAUUCUGGAAUCAUUAUUUCAGUGCAAUCCGGUUUCAGCGUAAAAUUAUUCACUCUAUGUGUUCGAUGUAUUUAUGUUUGAGUGACAAUAGGGGUUAGGUUUACCCUUGCAGCCUUAUUGAAAUCGCAAGGUUCCAGUGUGCUUGCAAAACGAGACGAUUGCAGUAUGUAGUUGAAUAGAACUGAUGUUUUUGUACAUUUAUAAAUAAAUAGCAAAACAUGUUCUUGACUGAUUUUUUUAUAUUCACAUGGAACUAACAUGACAUUGGCUGAAUGUUGAUACUGAGAGACUCUAACGAUGCAAAGCCUGGAGGCAGCAUGUGACGAGGGUGAACGUACAAUUAAAAAACUGAAAACAAACCGUUCCUCCUUGCCCCUGCUUCAAACCCAGGAAGAGCCAGAAGUAUCAGAAACAUCAGAAGAAACAGAAGAAACAGAUGAAACUGAAAAGAAUGAGACCAACCAAAAGUCAAUAUUCACAAAAUUAUAUGAACUCUACAGUGAACUAGAAGAACAAUCUGAAGGAAGCCGGAUAAAAGACAGCUCAAAUCUGUUAGACAAACUUGUAGCGAGAGAAAGACUGAACACAUUAAUUCUAAAUCUGUACCCCGGCAACAAAGGAUAUUCCCUGGCGGUAAGAGCGAGUCCACGAACCGCCGACGCCCCCGACGAUACUGCCAAUAUAAUUGAAUCAGCACAGUGGCCUUACGAGAAGGACGAGCUUCUCAUGUAUAUUAACAAUGAAGAGCUUCCCCCGUUUCUUGCGAAAGAUUUGGAGACAGAAUGCAGUUACCUCUUUUACAAUGGCUGUAUCAUAGCGGAAGUUAGGGACUAUCGCCAAGCCUACCCUCAUUUCAAGUGUGAUAUACACCAUGUUCUACUCAGGCCUACACUCAGAAGUCUUCUUGCUGACAUAAACAAUAUCGUGGAUGAGACUGGCGAUUGGGGGAACGAGGACAGGGAUCAAUUGGAAAGCCAACUCCUACUAGCCAACUCACCAAACUUGUGUUUAGAACCAAAUAGUUUAAUUAGUUACAAAGUAAAUCAAAUCAAUAGGACAAGGCAAAUGUGGAACACGCACAGGUUUAGGCGGGCCGCCCGCAAAUUCUCUCAAGUAACGGUUAACCGAAAACGGAAAUUGGACCAGUUCACACACCGCCACGGUCUUGAGCUUUUCGACUUUCUGACACGGACGAGGGCACGAGCUCCACGGACACCGUCGACGAGUGGGGCGACCACUUCGGGCGCCUCGUCGUCGCAGACGUUGUCGUCGGCCGCGUCCACGUCGACGAGCAGGCGGACGCCCCGACACGAAGACCUGAUCAGACCUGUGCCGGUGCCCAAUUUGGAUCUGCCGCCCAUAGCGGCGCCAAGCGGUGGCGUGGUCAUCAACGAGUUCAAGGCUUAUCCCAGGAUAAAGGAGACGGACGAUUGUCUGCCGCAGCCGGUCGAAGAGUACACUUUGGAGACCGACAUGCCGUCGAAGGAGAACGGCAAGCCACGAGUCUAUCACAUAAAGCUGUCGAUAUUGCAGCGUCCCUCCAAUUCGGAGUUUCUGGGCGAGCUGUAUUUGGACCGUGAUCACAGACGGAACGAAAGGAACGGGGUGGCGUGUCGGUUCUCGCUCGGGUCGAGGAACAACGCGAACCGUUACAUACACCAGUUCACGGACAUUUUCACGGAGAGUGGCAGGAAAUCGGUGCGGAUACGAUGCACGCGGGGGCCGUACAAAGAACUUGCGCAGCAACAGAUGCAAGCACAGACAAAUUUGGUACAGCAACAGUUGAACCAGAUUGGUCAGAAUGUGCAGGGUCAAUCGCCAAUAGUCAACGGGGGCAUCAGCCUAGUACAACAAAACCAGCAAACCACUCACAACAUUAACGUUCCCAUUUUGCAGAACCAGCUGCAGGGAGGGACGACGCCGGCGAAAGUUACGCAGCAGGUGUCCAAUCAGGAAUUGGAGAUCAGUGCGCUGGCGCAAAAGCUCAUGAACUCGGCAAAACAGUUUCAAGCCGCUGCGAACGCAAAACAUCAACAGCAACAGCAGCAACAACAGAAACUGACCUCAGGCAGCAGCAACGCGGCUAUUAUCAACCUGUUGAACAGUUCCACAACCGGCGGUGCUGGCAGCGAGGCGACCAGCGCCGCGGUCGCGAGCGCCAUAGGCGCCCAGCCGCAACAACAGACGGCUACAGUAACGACGACGUCGCUGCUGCCGCAGCAGCUGCAGGCCGUCAACCAGAAACUGAUGGCGGCCGCGGCGCGUAAAAUGACGAUACCCAGUGCCCGUGUCUUAAACCACGCCGGCAAUUUGAUCGCCAUCAACAACAAUAGCAGACUGAAUUUGGCAGAUCUUAACUCACAGAUUACUGGCAGGCAACAGCCACAAACUAUCACUUUAACGUCGGUCAAUAGCGGCGGUACUUUUACGAAUUAUACGACGGUUCCAGUAAAGCAGGUGCUCAACCAGCGGAUAGUUACGAGCAAUACGGCGGCAGCUUCAGCUUCAGGCGGUGCCGGCGACAACAAAUCACUAAGCGCACUACUUGUUGGUACGCCGGCCGCCGACCAUCCCGACAUCGCUAGUCCCAACACCAACUCGCUCCUUAUCGAAAAACUGGCGGGGGCGUCGGGAAACACAUCCUCGUUUCAGGGUACCACACAUUACAUACAAAGUCCAAAGGGCGGACAACAGUUCAUGGUGCAAUCGCCCAAAGGGCAACAAACUGUUUUGACACCACUGUCUAGUCCUCCGCCACAGAACUCAAACACCAUCAACGUUCAAAGCCUCAAUUUUGCUCAAUUACCAUUACAGGUACAGCUACCGGGGUUCGCGCAGUCGAUCUCGACGACGGGGACGACGUCAGGCGCGGCCGCCACCAAUCUCCAGGGAGCGACGGCCGGUCCCACCAGCCUCCUGGUGUCAAUGCCGGGGGCCGUGACUACUGCCGCGGCGUCCUCGAACACCGUAGCGCAGGGAGGCGGCGCUCAGACCAUGAACUCGCUGGUCGGCUCGCCGACCGUCGUUUUGGCGAACGCCGCCUCGCCUAAUUUAGCUCUGCUGGUGACGACGGGCGUUAAGGGAUUGGGACAGCAGGGAAUACGCGCCGCUGGAACCGCCCAGACGGUCACCCUAUCACCAGGUGGGCAACCAUUCCAGCUAAUAACGCCGCUGCAGCGGGCCAGACCGCAGCACCACGGUGGGCAGGGCACCGCCACUGCCCGCACCAUCCAACGAACCACGCCGAUCACCAUCAAAAUGGCCACGACCAACGCAAAUACGGUACAAGUACCAGGAAGUCCAGCGUUGUCAAGCCAACUACAGAAGCAAAUGCACAUGCAGCAGUAUCAGCAGAUGUGCCUCAGCCAGCAAGCCAACAUGAGCAAGUUAAGAAGAAGACCCAACGGCUCCGAACCUCAGUGAUUCAGUUUCGCGGUCUUGUUUUUAGUAGUUAAACUCCCAUGUGUGCGGGUCACCUCCCCCAUUUCUUGUUUCGUGUCACCUUAGGUCGAGAUCGCAGCCGUCACUAGCAGUACUCUAUUAUCAAUGUUGCUUCGAUUGGGAACGGUCGAAAAUUGCUUCGAUUUUAUUUUAGCAUUCAAGUUUUAUUAUACUUUGUACAUAUUUUAUUUAUACAAUUUUAAAACUUAAUUAUUUGACUAUGUUGCAAUGUAGACAUUCAUUUUGGUUGUGAGAUAUUGUGGAUUGGAAAGAUUCUGCAUUUUAAGAAAGCUCGAUAUUUCUGAACAAUAUUUGUGUUUUGAUUUAUAAAGGACUGCCAUUGCCUUGCGUUAACUUGUAGUUUGCGAAGUUUCUAUCACUGAUAAAAACAUUGCAAUCUACAAAUUAACGUAAAACAAUGGAAGUCAUUAAUAAAUUUAAUCAUCGUGAAUCUUUGUUGUGAAAAUUUAAACAUAUAUUUAACAGAAAAUAUAUUAUUUGUGUAAUUAUACUGUUAAUUUAAAAUUGUAUUAAUAAUAACGUGAUUGUAAUUGAUUUUUCACACGUUAUUAUAUUUAUAUUGGAAUUUCUUUUUAUUUUGCUUUAGUAGAAAUUAUGAUCAAUUGAUUGUUUAAAUUGCAUUAGAUUGUAUUUCAUAUAAGUGCAUUUUAACAAAAGCCACCUGCUUAUUCUUUUACACAAAAACAUGAACUACUUCACUUAUCUUUGUAAAUUGAUGCAAAUCUUUCUGAUUUACUCCUGGUAUAAAAUUAAAUUAUAUAUUAUGAUAACUAACGCUUACAGGAAUCAAAUAAAUCAGAGAAAAUGAUAUACAUUUUAUAAACUUCCAUAAGUUUCUACUCACUUCUAGUUUAUUUAGUUACAGUAAGCGUCUCCUAUUUUGCAUAUGAAUUUUAAUUGUCUAUUUUUACCUACUUUUUAUAAAAAUGCAAUUUUAUUUUUAUAUCAAUUUUCGAUCCGUAACUUUUCCAAUACUUUACAAAAUAGUAAUUAAGUAAAUGGUCAGUCGACGGCUGUGAUUCAGACAAAUGUAUUAACACAUUACAUUGAUACUAGUCUAUUUUUGUCUAUCCUGUUAGAACUUUACUUUUAAGGUAUUGUUAACUUGUAUGAAAACUGCCGAGCAUCAUGUGCAAAAAAACAUCAAGAACUCGUUAAUUUUUAGUGCUAAACUAUUUGUGUAUAUGGUUAUAAAAAAAUUCAUAACAGACAAUCACCACGCAAAAAUAAUCCUAACAUGAAGCUAAUCAAAAAGUGAAGGUCCACGUUUUGAACAUGUUAUGAAGUUCCUCAGGUAUUUAUGGUUUAGAGAAUACGUUGCUUUCGGUGAAUACCGGACUAAUGUAAGUAUUAUUGUAUAUAGAAUUUAGUUAGAAUGGACAUUUUUUAUAUACUCUCCUGUGUCAACACAUCUAUUUUUGUUUUGUCAAGCGAAAUAUGCACUAUUUCGUAUCCAAUUGAAUACUUCCUAUAACAUAAAUAAUUGUAAAUAGCAUAUACAGUGUGGAGGCCUAGAUUACUGAUUUUUUGUCUGUUAUGGGUACAUCAUAUAUGCUGUUUAUUUUGUUGGAUUUUAAAAGACUACGGGCUAUGGUCAGACUGCUUCUACCAAUAUUGUUUUUGUGCAUGUUUGUAGAAACGGCAGACCAAACUGAAAAUAAUACAUAGUCGGCGGCACUUACAUCUCUGUAAUUUAACCAUUUGACUUGCUAAAAAUACGUGUUCUUUUUACAAGUGCCGUUGGAUAUCCGCAAUAAACCUUGAUCGACCUUUCGAUUAGUAAAAGUCGAUGAAGGGAGAUAAUCUGAUCUCAAAAAGCUGCGUUACAUUUGCACAAUUGUUCCUGGAAUUUUCAUGUUACAUUGUAAUGCCGGUGCCAAACUCAAUUGGUUACCUCACCCAUUGUCUGCUCGUAUUUUUGUAUCGUGGUGCGUGACGGCUUCUAUAAAUUGAUGUUGCAUAAUACACAGUCCUAUGUAAAUUAAAUGUUUACCCGCUGUUCGGUCGUCCCACGUCACCUCACGUUUUUCUUUUGCAAAACAGUACAAAUUAAUUUUAUGGUGUUGAAACAAGUGAAAAAAAAACAAUUAUGUGUAUUUGUAAUUGAAGCAGUUUCUAGUUUUAAAACUUGUUUAGUUUUGUUAUAUGUUGUAUAUAAUAGACAAGUGUUAUUUUUUAAUUUAUUGAUCAUCGAACAACUACAGUUGGGGUUAAGGAUUUUCGACGCAACAUUUACUUUUUAAUCUUAAAAUUAGUCUUUUAGUUUAGUGCUAAAUUUAAUUAUUUAAUAAAAUAAUCUGUAGUUUUAUUUACAGGUAUUAAUUAAAGUAAUUUUCGGACAAAUAGGGCAGUAAAAGUUGCGUGGAAAAUGUGAAACCUUGUAUAAAAUAUCACUAAGUGCAUUAGCAAUAUUUUUUAAUAUACAAAAUGCAUUAGGAUUGUUUUGAGGUUCUAUAUCUACAAUUGUCCACUUUUUAUAUAAUUAUUUAAUAGUUAAUACUCUUGUACAGUGUUUUGUAUUAAAUUUUGUUACAGAAAUUUUGAAUUUUACCACAAUUACAGAUAUAAAACCCUUUUAAAAACAAAUUGUAUCUAAAAUUGUACGAUAAACAUUGUAAAUACUUUUUUUAUGUAAUCAUUAUUAUAGUUAUUAUUUAUAUAUUA